AAAGUUUAUGUUUGAAUCAUUUGUUUGUUUAGAGUUGAUUGCAAAAAAUACAUUUCACUAAGCUUGUAGUAGUACAAGGUGACGUCACAAUGAGUACCAUAACUAACCACAAGCUGCAAAGACGCAACUCAAAGUUUCGAAUGUCGUUCAAGAGCAAGAAAGCCCGUCAAGUGAUGGUGGAACAAACCUGCAACGAGCUGGCUACAGAGGGAGAGCGGCUGUGCAAGGAGGGCCUCUGGGAGGAAGGCAUAGAGCGCCUGGAGGCAGCUACUAGGACUGGAACCAGUGACAUUAAAACUCUCAGUGCACUGUACAGCCAACUGGGUAAUGCAUACUUCUAUCUGGAGAACUAUGGCAAAUCCCUGGAAUAUCAUAAGCAAGAUCUGACCCUUGCAAGGAGCAUGGGGGACAAGUUGGGAGAGGCAAAGGCAUGCGGGAAUAUUGGCAGUGCUCUGAAGGCACUCGGACAGUUUGACGAGUCCAUUGCUUGCUGUAGGAUGCAGCUUGAUCUGGCGAGAGGAAUGGCUGACAAGGUAUUGGAGAGCAGAGCACUGUACAACCUUGGCAAUGUCUACCACGCUAGAGGGAAGAGUGUGACAGAGGCCUCCACUAGUCAGGGGGAGUCCUUCGUUAGAGGCUCUCUAGAGCAAGCGGCACGGCAUUAUGAACUCAACCUGAAGAUUGUCAAAGAGCUGGGAGAUCAUCAAGCUCAGGGUCGCACCGUUGGUAACCUUGGUAAUACGCACUAUCUCCUAGGCAACUACAAGAAGGCCAUCAAGUACCACGAAGAGCGACUGACUAUUGCUGAGAUUCUUGGCGAUAAAAUGGCUUGUCGGAGAGCGUACAGUAACCUAGGCAACGCUCAGGUAUUCCUGGGCAAGUACAGUGCUGCAGCUCAAUACUACCUGAAUGCUCUGGAAGUAUCUAAGGAAGUCGGUGAUGUUGCCUUCGAGGCACAGUCUUGCUACAGCCUGGGAAACACUUUCACUCUCAUGGAGAACUAUCAUCGAGCUAUCGACUAUCACAUGAAACAUUUGCACUUUGCUCUACAGCUGGGAGACAAGAUGGGAGAGUUACGCGCCUACUGGAGUCUUGGUAAUUCCUACACAGCUAUGAGAGACCAUAUUCAAGCUCGGCAUUUUGCUAACAAGCAUCUGACGAUCUGUCUGGAGUUGGGGGAUUGUGAGGGUGCUGCAACCGCUAGGAAGAAUAUUGAAGACUUGGAUACUGUGUUAAACCUUUGCAACAAAUAUGAGUGCCCAUCCCCCUCUCCACGAUUAUCAAGUGCUUCUCAUGAUUGGGGCAACGUUCGCCGCAAAACUCGACUUGGUAAGAAAUUGAGCAUUGCUAGCAGCACCACUAGUACAGGCUCAGGAGUGUUUUAUAAGCAUUCUCGCCAAGACUCGCGUGCUGGCUCCACAGGAACUACGUCACCCACUAGCUCAAUGGCAUCAUCACAUGAAGACUCUCUUGGCACUAUCACUGUUGAUGAUGUUACAUUGGACGACGGGUUUUUUGACAUGGUGACCAAGUGCCAGGCUCAUCGCUUGGAUGACCAGCGAACUACCUUUCCCUCAAACCAGCCUAUUCAACACAAGGAGCGUGAGGACGAUUUGUUUGACAUGCUCUGGACAUUACAAGAAUCACGGAUAGAGGAUCAACGAUCUGCAAUGAUUGAGCCCCCUCACAUCAUGGCCCAGGGUCGACCUCAGGGAGGGCAGUCUCAAGAGGAGCUCUUUGAUAUGAUCCUGUCUGUCCAGAGCUCAAGAAUUGACGAGCAAAGAUCUGUGGACCCGAUGUUGCCUAGCAAUAGAGCGGCAGUUCGGAAGAGCACUAUGCCUAGUGAAGAUUUCUUCAAUUUGAUUCAACAUCUUCAGUCUACAAGGAUUGAGGACCAACGCAGCCCCUUGCCACUGCUGGCCAACUAGACAUAAUGCAUCAUUCAGCACACCAUUAUUCAUUGACUGUUGCACUUCUGACAACUCUUGCUCCUAAACUAACACCCUAGUGGCUAUUAUGUGACUCACUCUCUGUUUGUGUGUGUGUGUGUGUGUGCUGUGAUUUUUAUUGUGUGCACUGAAUGUGUCUUAUUAAGAGUACUCAAUGAAUCUUGUUAUAAAAUCAAUUGUUCAAAAAUCAA
This is a messenger RNA of Halichondria panicea, 2140 nucleotides long. RefSeq names its product G-protein-signaling modulator 1-like. The record is from RefSeq and is a predicted model, not a curated record. Bases 90 to 1928 code for a protein of 612 amino acids. Gene Ontology annotation, molecular function: G-protein alpha-subunit binding; GDP-dissociation inhibitor activity. Lineage: Eukaryota; Metazoa; Porifera; Demospongiae; Suberitida; Halichondriidae. Gene Ontology annotation, biological process: establishment of mitotic spindle orientation. Gene Ontology annotation, cellular component: cell cortex. The transcript has 12 exons.